UCUUCUUGACAUUUAUUUUAUAUUUUGACAGUUCUUCAAAAGUACUGUAUCAUCUUGAAUUGUUUCUUAAAUCUAAUUUAUUAUAAAAUUCUGUCUUAAAUACUAUCAAAAGAACUUAUUCAAAUAUGUCGAGAGGUAGUAGUGCUGGUUUCGAUCGCCACAUAACAAUUUUUUCACCAGAAGGGCGCUUGUACCAAGUCGAAUAUGCUUUUAAGGCUAUUAACCAGGCCGGCCUCACUUCCGUAGCUAUAAAAGGGGUCGAUACAGCCGUUUGUGUCACCCAGAGAAAGAUUCCCGAUAAGUUAGUUGAUGCUAAUACAAUAACUCAUCUAUUUCAGCUCACAAACAACAUCGGAUGUGUUAUGACUGGAAUGAUUGCAGACAGUAAGUCCCAAGUACAGAGAGCACGCUAUGAGGCAGCACAGUUCAAGUAUAAACAUGGUUACGAGAUGCCUAUUGAUGCCCUCUGUAGAAGAGUAGCUGAUAUAUCUCAGGUGUACACUCAGAAUGCAGAGAUGCGUCCUCUAGGCUGUUCAAUGGUUCUAAUUGGGUAUGAUGAUGAUAUGGGGCCUUGCGUCUACAAAACUGAUCCAGCUGGAUAUUACUGUGGAUACAGAGCCGUGGCCGUUGGUUCUAAACAGACUGAAGGCAACAGUUACUUAGAAAAGAAAUUGAAAAAGAAACAAGACUUGCAACAAGAUGAUGUUAUUCAGCUGGCAAUCAGUUGUUUAUCGAGCAUUUUGUCUGUUGAUUUUAAGCCUACCGAAAUUGAAGUAGGAGUAGUUUCGAAGGAUAAUCCAAAAUUUACCAUUUUAAGUGAACAAGAAACCGACAGACAUCUUACAGCCAUUGCUGAAAAGGACUAGGCUGUAAUACUGUGUAAUACUAUAAGUUUGAAAUAAUAUUAAUUUGGUUUAUGCUAAUUUUUAAAUAAAGUAUUUCACAUUU
Messenger RNA from Sitophilus oryzae (rice weevil), 948 nucleotides. Its product is annotated as proteasome subunit alpha type-6-like. The transcript has 3 exons. The record is from RefSeq and is a predicted model, not a curated record. Gene Ontology annotation, cellular component: nucleus; cytosol; proteasome core complex. Lineage: Eukaryota; Metazoa; Arthropoda; Insecta; Coleoptera; Curculionidae. Gene Ontology annotation, biological process: ubiquitin-dependent protein catabolic process. Bases 126 to 866 code for a protein of 246 amino acids.